AUGCUUCAAUACAUUCCGUUCGUCGUUGCUCUGGCAGGCAUGUCGAUGGGCCAGCCGGUGGAGGCAGGGUGCCACGGGCAGCUGCAGCGUCGCGAUAUCCCGUACGGUGGCAUACUGACAUUCGGCAAUCUGGCGGUAGUGCCACAGACGGCAGCACCCUGUGCUCAGAGCACGGCGCCGAAGCCGCAGCGCAAUGGCAAGCUCCUGGGUCUGCUGGACAACCUGGGAUACACACAGCAGGAAGAGCAAGCGACAAUGCCAAUAAACAACCUGCGGAAGCGCACAAAGGACCAGGCCGAGGAGCCCGAGGAGACAUAUGAUAACGGAAAGACAAAAGACAAGCAGCAGGCGGUGGGCGUGGGCAGCCUGAUAGCAUCGGCCAAGGAGCGGGCGGUGGCGUACCGCGAGGACAGCAUGCGGCGGCUAAAGUACUGCCUGGAGUGGGUGACAUAUGCAACGGCGCUGCUGAGCCAGCACAUGCAGGAUCUGCGCAAGUUCUUGGAGUCGCUGCAGGACGCAGCGCGGAUCCUGCUAGGCGGGCAGGCGGGGCAGGAGGCAACGUCGAAUGUGCAGGAGGCGGCAGUGAAGCUGGCGCAGCGGCGGCGCGAGAUUGUGGUGACGGUGAAGCGCGCGGUGGGCAUUAUCAGCCAGUAUGCAGGGUCGGUCCUGCCGGGCGAGGCGCGGCGGCAGGUGCGUGGGCUGAUUCUCAGUCUGCCGGGCCGGUGGAUGACGGUGGACACGGCAGUCAGCGCAACGAGCUCGGUGGCCAGCGACGAGUCGCCCAGCGUGCGGCCCAUGGACACGUCGGGCAACAUCGAGGCCAACGCGCGGCGCACGCUGGCGUUCGCGACCGAGUCGUUCUAUAUGCUGGACAGCGUGCGCAAUGUGUUCCAGAACCUGUAUGCCAAUGCCGAGCGCUGGGUGGGGGCGCCGGCCGAGCAGCCCGAGACGGUGCCGCUGGUGGAGGCCAGGGAGCGGCCGGUGCCGGUGCGGCGGCCGCCGAAGAAGCUGCCGCCCGGGCUGGCAAUGACCCCGGCGGAGGAGCCGUCGGGCAAGCGGCUGUCGACGCAGUCGCUGCAGAGUCGCCCCGGGCCAAUGGACAUUGAUGAUGUAGUGCCGCUGGCGUCGCUGCGGCUCUCGGCCAUGCGGACCACCUACGACGAGGCGGUGGCAAAUAAACGCAACCGCACGCGCGAGCCCUCGCCCACACGCUGA
Messenger RNA from Linderina pennispora, 1215 nucleotides. RefSeq lists its product as uncharacterized. Gene Ontology annotation, molecular function: transcription corepressor activity. Bases 1 to 1215 code for a protein of 404 amino acids. NCBI's taxonomy places the organism in Eukaryota, Fungi, Kickxellomycota, Kickxellomycetes, Kickxellales, Kickxellaceae. Gene Ontology annotation, cellular component: nucleus; endoplasmic reticulum. The transcript is spliced from 5 exons. Gene Ontology annotation, biological process: regulation of transcription by RNA polymerase II; endoplasmic reticulum unfolded protein response; phospholipid biosynthetic process. The record is from RefSeq and is a predicted model, not a curated record.